Molecule: messenger RNA, 4964 nt
Organism: Fopius arisanus
Lineage: Eukaryota; Metazoa; Arthropoda; Insecta; Hymenoptera; Braconidae
Gene: Nt5b
Product: 5' nucleotidase B
Exons: 7
Coding region: 1929-3884 (651 amino acids)
Molecular function (GO): 5'-nucleotidase activity
Source: RefSeq, a predicted model, not a curated record
AAAUUUAAUUUUAAGUAAGGAAUUAUUUAAUUAUAUUAAACAUCUCAUUUAAUUCCACAGAAAUUACCAAUGUCUCGGUAUUAUUUAUAAAAUUUCCGGAAAAUCAAACUCCAUUUUAUGUCAUUAUUUUUAGUAAUAAAUAUAUAUUGUAUUUAAAAUGACGGACUCAGGUAGAAGUGACGUGAAAAAUUGAAGAAACAUCCAAGAAAAACAGUUGUGUUCAAAACAAUAAUAAAUAUCGUGCAUACCAAACAGAUAAACUAUGAAAAAAGAUUAACUAAACCCAAAGAAAAUUCCUCAAUCCAUUUAAUCAAUUACUUACAGUCACAUUAGAGGAAAACUUUUGUAUUAAAUCAUGGAUUCAAUGAUUCAUUUGAUCAUGAAUUCAUUUGAGAUGAUUCGAUAAUUAACAAAUCUGUAAGAAAAAUUCGUUCAUCACCUUUACCAAUUGGCUACUGAAUUUAACUUCUUUGAUUCAAUUCAUCAACGAAGAUGUCAUGGGUUUUUAAUUAAUCUCUCGAUCAUCCAGAGUGUGCAACUGGUGACUAAUUCAGUAAAUGACAAGUCUAAUAAUUAUAUUGAGGCUGUUAUCAUUAAAAUUUCACAUUCUUCAGCAACUCGACUUUCCUCUAGAUAUAUUUUUACAAAUUUAAUAGUAGAAUAUUUACGUUCUGUCAGUCUCCAUGAGGAGACGUCCAUUAAAUAAAUAUUGAGAGCAAUACCAACUUGUCAAUUAAUAAAUAAAUCAAUUGAAUUUUUGUCUAUUCCAAUGGCUAGAGAAUUGCCUAGAGAGAUUUCCAACAAAAAUUUACUGUUAAAAUGCAAUUGUUUUCCUAUUUCCAUAUAAACUUAGCACAAAUUCCAGGAAAUCCACAAGAAUUUUCCUCUAAAAUUUUUCUCUACCCUGCCAACAAUUAAUUUCGAGUAAAACGAUUGUGGACCAAAAACAUAAUAUUGAAUUCCCCUGAAACUCCAAACAAUUACCUAACUCAACCAAUUAAUAAUACCAGUGUGUACCCCAAGGUUAUUAAUUAAAUAUCCACUUGAUUUUUCAAUGACACCGCAUUGUGCUCUCGAUUGAGUUUAUUCCUGAAACCACCUGAGAUUCCAGGGCACCCUGAAGGUUAUGUGGCCCUGAGUAUCAAUACCUGAAAGUCCUUCCUCCCCUCCCAAAUGACUUUUUAAAAAACCCACUAAAACCCUGAAAAAAAAACCUACAAGUCCCCCUUUCGAAAGAAAAACUCGGAAAACCCCUCCCAAGAUACUUUAAUAGAUGGGCUGGGUCUUAAAAAUCCACCCAAUGCCACCUCCCCUGAAAAACCAAUUUAGACCACAACUAUAAGCCCACGAUUACACGUGAUUGGCGACAAUUGUCACAGAGGUGAAGCCACAACAAUAAGCACAAGUGCAAGCAAAACAGAUGAUUAAUGAACCCCCCAGUUCCGGGUAUAUGGUGAUCACCGACUGACGUGAAAAAAUUGACGUGUCGUUGUCUCAGUCUAAACCCCCUGAAUAUAUAUAUUUUCUCGUUUAUUCUAGGUUAUCCUAGUGGGUAACAUUAACAACGAUACCAAACGAGACUAGAACAUCGAGGUCACCCCCAAAUCGGAUUAAUUUAAGUCAAUGUAGGAUACUCAAUACAUACUCCCACUAAGUAGUCUAUUCGCCACGAGUCGUUUGGUUGUUUUGGUUGUCGAGUUUUUCUAUUCAAUAGGCCCCAGUGGAUCACGCCAAAAUAAUUCCCGUAAUCAGUCAAUCUUUCUUCACUUUUUUUUAUUAAUCCUCUCACUCGCACUUCUGCUCGACCUGACGUACGGAGAAUAAGGCCCGUUGCCUUGGUGAAUGUUGGGACAUUUUUGAGGGCUUUUUUUUAAAAUCCUUCUUCGAUUUGGAGGUGAGCUGGGUGUUUUUUUUGUUUGUUGGGCGAAAUGAAGGGGACUUGUGCUAUCGCGGGGCUCCGAAUUUUACCUCUCUAUAUGGUAACACCUCGGGUUGUGAACAACCGACAACUACGUGCUUCUACGAUAUAUUCAACAUCACCAACAUCACGAACGCCACCACCAACUUACUCAACCGCCGCCUACACCAGCCAGAGACCACCUAACGGAAAUUCAAAUCGUCCUUUUAUUCGUCCCUCCACUAUCCGCCAGCUGAUUAUGGAUCUGGAGAACUGCAAAGCGCAGGGAGAUCGAUCUUCGGGACACCAUGAGGAUCCUACAGGACACAAGAAGUGGUAUCGACAGGCUAGUCAAAGAAUAUUCGUCAAUAGGAGUCUCCAUCUGGAGAACAUAAAAUUCUAUGGAUUUGAUAUGGAUUAUACACUGGCUGAGUACAAAUCACCUCAGUAUGAGCAGUUGGGCUUCAAUUUACUGAAGGAGCGUCUGGUUUCGCUGGGAUAUCCACAGGAGAUUCGUGCCUUUGAAUAUGAUCCUAGCUUUCCCGUCAGAGGCUUGUGGUUCGAUACUCUGUAUGGAAACUUGUUGAAGGUCGAUGCUUAUGGAAAUAUUCUCGUUUGUGUUCAUGGAUUUGAAUUUCUAAAGCAUUCACAAGUAUACGAACUCUACCCCAACAAGUUCCUUCAGCUCGAUGAAAAUCGCGUCUACGUCUUGAACACGCUCUUCAACCUCCCGGAGACGUACCUAAUCGCCUGCCUCAUUGAUUUCUUCACAAAUUCGCCUCAGUACACCCGAGAGAAAACAGGAGUAAAGGAGGGAGAGCUCACUAUGAGUUUCAAGAGUAUCUUCCAGGACGUGAGGAACGCAGUGGACUGGAUCCACAUUCACGGGGACUUGAAAUCAAAAACCACUGAGAAUCUUGAGGAGUACGUGAAGAAAGACGAACGUCUUCCCAUGUUCCUCCGGAGGAUAAGAGAGAGUGGGGCCAAGGUCUUUCUUCUUACAAAUAGUGACUAUGUCUUCACUGACAAAAUCAUGACGUAUCUCUUUGAUUUUCCUUAUGGCGCACGACCUGACGAGCCGCAUAGCGACUGGAAAACUUAUUUCGAUACUAUCGUCGUCGAUGCCAAUAAACCAUUGUUCUUCGGGGAGGGAACCAUCUUGCGGCAGGUGGACACAAGAACUGGAGCCCUGAAAUUGGGAACACACAAGGGUCCCCUCCACACAGGUGAAGUUUACUCCGGAGGAUCCUGUGACGUAUUCACAGAGAUGAUUGGAGCCAAAGGAAAAGAUGUUCUCUACAUUGGUGACCACAUCUUCGGAGACAUCCUGAAAAGUAAGAAAAUCAGGGGAUGGAGGACAUUUCUGAUUGUUCCUGAACUCGUGCAAGAGCUCCACGUCUGGACUGACAAGUGCCAGCUAUUCGCCGAACUGCAGAAUCUCGACGUUAUGCUUGGGGAGAUGUACAAGAACCUCGACAGCAGCACAAAGGAAAAGCCUGAUAUCUCGAAACUCAGGGCUUCUAUCAGAGACGUCACUCAUAAAAUGGAUCUGGCUUAUGGUAUGAUGGGGUCAUUGUUCAGGUCUGGAAGCAGACAGACCUUUUUUAGUAGUCAAGUCGUGAGGUACGCUGAUCUGUAUGCAGCUACGUUCCUGAAUCUCAUUUAUUAUCCCUUCUCGUACAUGUUCAGAGCUCCUGCCAUGCUGAUGCCACACGAGAGCACAGUGGCACACGAGCAACGUUUCGUAAUGGAGACCCCAAUGAUAAGCAGAACAAGGACAUUCAAACUCUCGUACGAGGAUGAACUGCAGAAUCACCCAGCAGCCAAAGCCCUGGAGGUUGAAAAUAAUGUUCUAAUUCCCCAUGCGAGACCAGAAACCCCUCGUAAUGUGACUCACACGCACGACGAAGACUGCAGCGACGAGGACAGCGACUCCCAGAAGCUGAAUUCACGAAAGUCUAGCAACAGAAAGUCCAGCUGUAACUAAUGCACCCUGAGCUAUCGUUAAUUUUUCUAGAAUCUAGAUUUUUCGACUAGUGGAACCACAAAAGUGAGACUGAGAUAGCAAAACCAAGUUUCUUGAUUAUGAAAAUUAAUGAAAAUAAGUGAAUAGCUCAUUUUCUGUCUGCGUGGCUCCACUGGACCAUCCGUCAGCAAUUUUAAUUGUCUGGUUUUUUUUUCUCCCUUUGAAUAUCUCAAUUCACUCAAAUUAUCGACGUGCCAGUUAUUGAUGAGAGAUUUUGGAUUUUAAUGGUUAGAUUGAGGUUUGUGAAUGAUUUAUCAGGUGAAAGUAUAUGUUUUCAACUUGUCAUCAUUGAAAUCCAAAAUUAUCUCAAUUAUUUUUUUUUAGUGUACAUAAGUUGACGAUCGCUAGACGAUCCCUUUUCCAAAGUACAACGAAUGAUUAGUCUUUUUAUUCUAGUUCAGCCACUAGACGUAACUUUUAAUACAAAGAGCAUCUUCUGAUGAUGAAUAAAAUUGCAAAUUGAAGGGUUUGACGUGCCUAAUUAAAUAAUCAAAAUUCUAUUCGGUUUUUACAUCCAGUUGUAGACUCAAUUGCUCACGUUGUCACGUUCAAGCCGACAAUACUAACGGAUUAAAUUGUAUUUAGGCCUUUAGGUAGGUGAUACGAUAAUUAAAUAUUACAAAUAUUCGUUGGAUAUCCUCAUUGCAGUUAUCGAGGGUAAAUGAGAUUUGAUGAGUGAAAAUUUUCUUUUUUGCGUUAUGAUGAAUUAGUUAUCGCACAAAUUGUUGAAUUAAUAAUGAAAAGUUCAGUACUCUAUUGAAAUUCAGAAUGAAUUAUCGAACCUACAGAUUUUUUUAGUUCCUUUUUGUAGAGUUUAACAAAUUCUGUAGUGAAAUUUUCACGUAAUUAUUGCACAACGUUAACGUUACGUUUGGAAAGUAAGAAUAUCCGACCAAUCAAUGGAUCAACGAUUAGUCACUGAUUUCUUGGUGAAGAUGGAUUUUAAGUGCAUUAUUCUCGUAUUAAACUGUACAAUACCCCAGGACUUGUAUAGAAAAUACCUUUUAUUUUGAAUAAAUUAAUAUAUUGAAUAUAAUGUAA